Paraphaeosphaeria sporulosa is the source of this 2130-nucleotide messenger RNA. RefSeq names its product DnaJ-domain-containing protein. Gene Ontology annotation, cellular component: spliceosomal complex. The coding region runs from base 1 to 1716 and encodes 571 amino acids. The transcript is spliced from 5 exons. Gene Ontology annotation, biological process: spliceosomal complex disassembly. The record is from RefSeq and is a predicted model, not a curated record. NCBI's taxonomy places the organism in Eukaryota, Fungi, Ascomycota, Dothideomycetes, Pleosporales, Didymosphaeriaceae.
AUGGACCCGCUGCCGCCAGACCCGUACCUGGCGCUAGGCCUGGCCAAGGACGUCGACAUCGAGACCAUCAAGAAGACAUACCGGAAAUUGGUCCUCAAGUGCCACCCCGACAAGGUCACCGAUCCGUCGUUGAAGCUGCAGAAGCAGGAGGAGUUCCACAAGAUCCAGCAGGCCUAUGAACUCGUCGGCGAGGAAGAGGCGCGUGCUCGCUACGAUGCCGAGGUGAAACUCGAGGCUCUACGCAAAGAAAAGGCUGCGAGAGGCGCCAGCGGCAGUGGACCAGACAUCCGCACGGCACGCUACGACGCCACCGGACCCGCACGCUACGACGACCAUAAGUCAUCGCGACACGGCGACGACCGGUACUACGAGGACCGCUCGCGCAGGUACGAUACCUACGAAGCAUAUCCUCCAAAACAAACCACCUCGCGUAGCUCUCGCGAGAAGGUGAGUCCGCAGAAGACCACACGAGAGUCCUCCGACCGAACGAGAUCGGAUUACAAGAAACACGUCGCAACAGAGAGGGAACGUGAGAGCGACCAUUCUGCAGACGAAAAAGCACGCUAUGAGGCAGAACGCGCCGAGGAAGACGAGGCGCGCAAGGCGGCCGCUGACCUUCGCCGUAAGGCAGAAGACAGGCGCUCGUACGAGGACAAGUACGAUCGCAAGCAGAAGCUGAGCGCACAAGAAAACGAUGCGGUUCGCUACAUUCGCAUGAGCGCAAAGGGGGACGCUGAGCGGCCUUCACCCAACGUGCGCGAUUCACGCGACUACUACGACAGCCGCGACAGCCGCUCUCGACGAGACAGGCCAGAGGCUGUUCGUCGCUCGUCUGCACGCCCGAGGGAUCGCCACUCACCACCAGGCCGAGACCGCAAAGCUCCCGAAAUCGUUGACUGGGAACCAGAGGAAAGAAAGAUUCCGGCCUUCAAGCACUCGUCAUCCUCGCCGGCUGAAAUACACGUGCCGCGCGUGACGCCGCAUCGAUCCUACACAGAGUCGUCGCGCGACCACCGCCGGUCUGAGACAUCCCCGACACCAAUGUUCCGUCGCUCUGAGACGAUGCCUUCCGUGCCACAAGCUUCGCCUACCAGCCGCAAAACAUCGACUGUGCCUCGCCCCUCCGGGCUCCGUGAGUCAGUCACACCGCAUGAUUCCGGAUCUAGCAGCCCGGAGGCCUACCCUACCAUCCCCCCUCCUGCCUCCACCAAGCGCUAUUACUACCCCACGCCUGGAGGAGGUGUCAGCCUAGCUCCGGAGGACAUGGGACUGGCUAACGGUCAUCGCACUGUGCUACGCGAGCCAGUGCUACGUGAACCAGAGCGACAGCGCCAUCGCUCGCCGUCGCCACUCACUCCACUCACUCGUCCUCCCAUGGGUGCCAACAGACCUUCCGAAGCUUCCUCCGCACGAUACACCGCAGCUACUCCUAGUAAAUCCUCGGUCCCGCCACCGCCACUCGGACGCUCCGCAACCACUAUGAACAUGGGCGAGGAUCGCGGUCGAUCUCGUCCCCUCUAUGGCGAGAUUGGCUCUGACGCGGCGCGACGUGAGAACGCACGCCGUCAAACGAGCUUUUCGCCGGACAAAGUGUCCUAUUCACGAAAGAUCGGUCCUGAAGAUGUUCGGUGGGCACCCCAGAGCGGCAGCGCCCGUGACCGGGAUCGAGACUACCAGAAGCCUGCGUUAGGCAGACAUGCUACCUAUGUGUUCUAGAGGCGUGCAUGCCUCGCGUUGGAGGCUUUGAAUUGCAAACCAAAGAUAUUAUCAACAGCACACGACUCAUACACAACAGUAAACGUUUACAGCUGGAUACCCAUACCUGGCUCUCGACACGGCUACAUGGAGUUGAUUUGCUUCACUUGUUUUGUUGUCCUUGUUUUCAUAUUUUGUUCCGGUUUGUCGAGAGACCAGGCUUGAUUUGCUUGUUUUGUGCUUUUAGCCGUCUCCCUACCACCCUCGCAACCGCCAAUCUGGUGCUUGCGAACUGUAGCGAACUUCCUGUACAUGAUGUAUUUCUUAUCCUCUCUGCGAUCAAGCCUGCCUUGAUCUUUGCUACACCUGUCUUAGCUCUCCCACCACAAGCCUACAUGGCGGAUCAUUUGUAGGCGUCUUUGGUUUGGUAGUACG